CCACUCCUUCAUAGACACUAUCACUUCCCACCCGCGCGUCUUCUCUGUCCCUCGACAUCAUUCCAUUACGCGGUGGUUAUUGCGCGACCAUAUUGACGCGUAACUUACAGUUCCGACUGGUCGCACACGUGCUUCAGGAGGGCCUUUUUCGUACCUUCAGCAAAUCUGGAUAACAGCAGAAUGACCGAUCCCGAAGAGCUUGACGAGGAUCUCUUCGCCGAUCUGUAUGAAGGUGAUGACACUGUCCCUACGAAACCCAGCCAGCCAGCUCCGACAGCACAGCCCGAGCCACCUGCCGUUUCCAGUGCACCGCCUGCCGAUAAGCCCUCUUUGACUACACCAACGACGGGUGAUGGUGGUGAGAAUGGAAGGCAAUAUGCUCAAGAUGGCGCUGCCUUGGGGGAAUCGACAAAUGCAGCGGGGACGGAGUCGCAUGCUGCGGCGCCUUCACAUGAAGGCAAUAAUCGGCCGUACACCAGCGUUGAGCAGGAUGACGAUUACGGUCCAAUCAACGUCAAAGAAGACGGAAAGAUGUUUAUCGGUGGCCUUAAUUGGGAAACGACUGAACAGUCAUUGAGAGAUUAUUUCUCGCAGUUUGGUGAAGUUAGCGAGUGCACCGUCAUGCGGGACAGCACUACGGGCCGGUCGCGCGGCUUUGGUUUCCUCACAUUCAGGGAUCCGAAAUGCGUGAACACCGUUAUGGUCAAAGAGCAUUUCCUCGAUGGAAAAAUUAUUGAUCCAAAGCGUGCUAUCCCGCGAGAAGAGCAGGAACGGACCAGCAAGAUCUUUGUCGGUGGAGUCAGCCAAGAAGCUACUGAAGAGGACUUCAAGAACUUUUUCAAACAAUUUGGCCGAGUCAUCGAUGCAACCCUUAUGAUGGACAAGGAUACAGGCCGACCGAGGGGAUUUGGAUUUGUUACAUUUGAAGGCGAUGCCGCUGUGGAAGCGACACUGAAAGGCAAUCUGCAAAUUCUAGGGAAGCCUAUUGAGGUUAAGCGCGCUCAACCUCGGGGAAAUAUGCGAGAGGAAGAGGACAAGAAGUUCGGGCGUGGCAAGUUCGGCGGAAGACAUGACGGCGGAGGGUUUGAUAAUCAGCAAAUGCAGAACCAGGAAGCUGGAACAAAUCCCCAAGGCAUGACACCAGCGAUGAUGGCGCAGUACUGGCAACGCAUGCAACAAUGGUUCAGGCAGGCACAGCAAAACUUUGCGGCUCAACAAGGCGGGAUGGCGAACCCCAUGGCAAUGGGAGCGAUGGCCCCUCAGAUGAACCCAGCCAUGAUGCCCCAGAUGAUGGCUGCCAUGAAUCCGCAGGCUGGAAGCCCGCUUCCUCAAGGCCAGAUGAACCCGAUGAUGCAAAUGCAACAGAUGCAGCAGAUGCAGAUGCAGCAGCAGCAGCAAGGCGGAGGUUAUGGUGACGGUUCAAGCAUGAUGGGUCCCGGGGGAAACAGGCCCGGCUACAAUGCACAGGAACAGAUGGCCUUUGAGCAACAGAAAUAUGAGCAGCAGCAACGUCAGAUGCACCAGGGUUAUGGCGGCCAAGGGGGUCCAACCAGCUGGGAAGGCAUGUAUGAUGACAUCCCUCAGCCGUCUAUCCCCGCAGGUCCGUCUGGUCGUGCGAGCCAAAUCCCGGGCCAUGGAGGUCGUGGAGGUGGUGGUGCAGGUGGCUACAACCGUGGGCGUCAAGGAUCCUCCCAACCCCCUACUCAACCCAGCAACGCCCCGCUCAACGCUCCUACUGGCCCUCGUAACGCUGGAAAACCUGGGGCGAAUUAUCGGGGUGGUGGUAGGCACGGUGGUGGUUUCCGUCACAGCCCCUAUGGAGGUGGACCCCGGCAUUAACCUUCCUCGCACGCUUCCGGGAGCAGCACAGGCAUAGGCACGGUCAUAUGAGUUGGAUGCAAUUCAGGAUGCCGAAUCAAUGGGGUUGUUCAAUGCUCCGGCUUCUGUCACCUGUACAUGGAUCUGCUAAGGGGUGGAGGGACGUUCGGCACGCCGGCAGCUGAGGGCUCUGGUGGGUGCCAUAUUGAGAGAAAUAAAUGUACGAUAGCACUGGCUCUAUACCAGCUUUUCUAGGUGUAACUCUGAGUUAUUAUCCCUUUA
Molecule: messenger RNA, 2100 nt
Organism: Westerdykella ornata
Lineage: Eukaryota; Fungi; Ascomycota; Dothideomycetes; Pleosporales; Sporormiaceae
Product: RNA-binding domain-containing protein
Exons: 5
Coding region: 181-1839 (552 amino acids)
Molecular function (GO): RNA binding
Source: RefSeq, a predicted model, not a curated record